CAUCCUCCUGCCUUGGCCUCCCAAAGUGCUGGGAUAACAGGUGUGAGUCACCGUGUCCAAUUUAUACUGGUUUUUGGAUCUCAUAACCAGGAGGCUACUAAGUGACAAAUGAGUGGGCGUGGAGGGAUUGGUGUCUCCAGCAUGGAUCUGCUGGACAAAGGGGUGAUUCAUGACCCUGGGCGCGACAGAGAGGGACGGAGCAAGGCAGUCCAAGAUUUCAUUAUGCUCCUCAGAACAGCACGCAAUUUAAAACUUAUGAAUUGCUUAUUUCUGGAAUUUUCCAUGUAAUAUGUUUGAACUGUGGAAACCUCAGAAAGAAACUUUGACUAAGCGGGGACUACUGUACUCUCAACUGACUCACCUCUACUGUCCCCCUCCCCGUGUCAUAAUGUUGGCCUCCUGUUUGUUGUCUCUAUCUCGGGACAGGAGGGGACAGAGCUUUUGCUGGGAGAGGGCACUAAGUGGGUGACCCUUGCGUGCAGGUGAGCAAGUGCUUUUUUUUUUUUUUUUUUGAGAUGGAGUCUCUGUCACCUAGGCUGGAGUGCAGUGGUGCAAUCUGACUCACUGCAGCCUCCGCCUCCCAGGUUCAAGCCAUUCUCCUGCCUCAGCCUCCCGAGUAGCUGGGAUUGCAGGCACACGCCGCCACGCUGGGCUAAUUUUUUGCAUUUUUAGUAGAGACGGUGUUUCUCCAUGUUGGUCAGGCUGGUCUUGAACUCCCGACCUCAGGUGAUCCGCCCACCUCAGCCUCCCAAAGUGCUGGAAUUACGGGUGUGAGCCACCACACCCAGCCCUCCUUUCUUUUUGAAUAGUCCUGGCACAGUUGCCAAAGAUGAGUUGACUAUAUAUGUAUGGGUUUAUUUCUGCAUCAGUUCCAAUCAUUUAUUUGUAUGUCUAUCCUUAUGCCAAUACCACGCUGUUCUGAUUACUGUACCUUUUUAUUAAGUUUGAAAUGAGAAAGUAUGAGUCCUCCUAUACAAAAUUGUUUUGGCUAUUUGGGGGCCAUUUGCAAUUUAUUAUGGAUUUUAGGAUCAAUUUGUCAAUUUCAACAAAAACACUGUAAAUUUGAAAGGGAUUACAUUGCAUCUGUAGACCAAUUUGUGGAGUACUGCCAUCUUAACAAUAUUAUGCUUUCCAAUCCAUGAACGUGGAAGUCUUACCAUUUAUUUAGAUCAUCUUUAGUAUUUUUUUCAGCAAAGUUUUAGUUAUUUUGCUUGUUCUGAGACAGGGUCUCACUCUAUUGCCCAGGCUGGAGUGGAGUGGCAGGAACACAGCUCACUGCAGCCUUAGCCUCCUGGGCUCAAGUGAUCCUCCCACCACAGCCUCCCAAGUAGCUGGGACCACAGCAGCUGCCACCAGGUCCAGCCUUGGCUUCCCAAAGUGCUGGGAUUACAGGUGUGAGCCACCAAGCCCAGCUACAGCUCUCAAUGAACAAGGUCUUGUACUUCUUUCAUUAAAUUUAUUCCUGCUUUAUUCUUUAUGAUGCUAUGGUAAAUGGAAUCGUUUUCUUAAUUUGCUGCUGAUUUUAAAAUCCACUACCUGUGUGAGCUGAACUGUGCUUACACACCUCACUGAAAUGUCCCACUCUCAGAAGUGGCCCUGCCUCCCCAGGUCCACCAGGCCUUCUUCCCCUUUCAGCCCUCUGUCCAGGCAAGAACUCGAUUGGAGGCCUUUCUGGGCACUCAGAGGUACACAACAGCACACUAGGAGCGUUAGCUCUAAGAACUUCAAUAGGCAUGGCCAGGCGCGGUAGCUCUUGCCUGAAUGCUACUACUUUGGGAGGCCGAGGCGGGAAGAUCGCUUGAACCCAGGAGUUCAAGACCAGCCUAGACCAUAUAUAUAUGGAGCCCGUACCCCCGGAAAAAGUUAAACAAACAAAAAAAUUCAACAAGCAUAUUUUCAUCCCGUACUUUUUUCUGAGAUGGAGUCUUGCUCUGUCGCCCAAGCUGGAGUGCAGUGGCAUGAUCUCGGCUCACUGCAACCUCCGCCUCCCGGGUUCAAGCGAUUCUCCUGCCUCAGCCUCCCGAGUAGCUGGGAUUACAGGCACGCGCCACUACGCCCGGCUAGUUUUUUAAAUUUUUAGUAGAGACGGGAUUUCACCAUGUUGGCCAGGCUGGUCUGGAACUCCCGACCUCGGGUGAUCCGCCCACUUCGGCCUCCCAAAGGGCUGGGAUUACAAGCAUGAGCCUCUGCGCUCGGCCUCAUACCCUACUUUGUGCCAAGCAUAGUUCAGGAAGCUUACGAGGCAUUAAGUGAAAAAAACAAUAUCCGUAAGUUUAUGGGGCUUAUAUUUUAAUUAACGGGGGUGGACAACAACUAGCAACAAGAUAAAUAUGUUUAAAGGUGCAGGAAUUUUAAAACUCGUCAAAAUACGCCCUCCUCCAGAAAAUCCCUGCCACCUCGAAAGGACAUCCUCUUCUUGAGCUCCCCUCUCUAGCACUCCCUGAUACCGCAAGAUUGAGCAUUCGCGCACUGGCUUCCCGAACUCACUUCGACUCAGCCACAGCAGAGAAAGAUUCAAUGGGUAGGGCCGGACCGACCACCCGACACUCGCGGCGCUUCACUUGCCUCAUUGCGCAUGUACCAAAGGCAAUCGUCCAAAGUACUCCAAGCCGAGUAGCAGGGCCGGCCCUUGCGCAGGCGUACUAGCGGCCGUCGGGAGCGCUUCCGCCUCCCCGCCGCCGCCCUCGCCAUGGCCGCGCCGGCCCCGGGCCUCAUCUCGGUGUUCUCGAGCCCCCAGGAGCUGGGUGCGUCGCUAGCGCAGCUGGUGGCCCAGCGCGCAGCAUGCUGCCUGGCGGGGUCCCGCGCCCGUUUCGCGCUCGGCCUGUCGGGCGGGAGCCUCGUCUCGAUGCUAGCCCGCGAGUUGCCCGCCGCCGUCGCCCCGGCCGGGCCAGUCAGCCUAGCGCGCUGGACGCUGGGCUUCUGCGACGAGCGCCUCGUGCCCUUCGAUCACGCCGAGAGCACGUACGGCCUCUACCGGACGCAUCUUCUCUCCAGAUUGCCGAUCCCAGAAAGCCAGGUGAUCACCAUUAACCCCGAGCUGCCUGUGGAGGAGGCGGCUGAGGACUACGCCAAGAAGCUGAGACAGGCAUUCCAAGGGGACUCCAUCCCAGUUUUCGACCUGCUAAUCCUGGGGGUGGGCCCUGAUGGCCACACCUGCUCACUCUUCCCAGACCACCCCCUCCUGCAGGAGCGGGAGAAGAUUGUGGCUCCCAUCAGUGACUCCCCGAAGCCACCGCCACAGCGUGUGACCCUCACGCUACCUGUCCUGAAUGCAGCACGAACUGUCAUCUUUGUGGCAACCGGAGAAGGCAAGGCGGCUAUUCUGAAGCGCAUUUUGGAGGACCAGGAGGAAAACCCGGUGCCUGCCGCCCUGGUCCAACCCCACACCGGGAAACUGUGCUGGUUCUUGGACGAGGCAGCCGCCCGACUCCUGACCGUACCCUUCGAGAAGCAUUCCACUUUGUAGCUGGCCAGAGGGACGCUGCAAUUGGAACCAGGCACACGGCCCCAGGGGCUGGGCCCCUGCUGGCCGCCACGCUCUCGGUUCUUCUUUCAAAAAGCUGGUGGUGGUGCUGCUGCUGGAAGCCAACAGCGUCCAGCCACCAGCCCUGCCCGGGGCUCAACACACAGGCUGUGGCUCUGGGCAUCCGGAUAUUAAAAGGAACGUUGCUGGAA
Messenger RNA from Macaca mulatta (Rhesus monkey), 3675 nucleotides. It is a transcript of the gene PGLS, whose product is annotated as 6-phosphogluconolactonase. Gene Ontology annotation, biological process: carbohydrate metabolic process; pentose-phosphate shunt. Gene Ontology annotation, molecular function: 6-phosphogluconolactonase activity. The record is from RefSeq and is a predicted model, not a curated record. NCBI's taxonomy places the organism in Eukaryota, Metazoa, Chordata, Mammalia, Primates, Cercopithecidae.